CCCCCAUAAUUCUCUUCUUUGACUCUCUCUCUUCUUUCUCUCUCUUCUCUCUCUCCACUUUUCUAGGGUUCUUUCCUUCUCCUUCUCCACAACCUCUCUCCUUACUCCUCACUCCUCACAUCUCUCUCUCUGUGAAGCGAUGACCUCAGCUCCCAUGGCGAAUUUCGCGUCCUUCCCGUCCUCCUUGGAGAAACCGACGAGCUUCACGGCCUCGUCUUCCUCUGCUCCGGCUGCCGGCGGCGGGGGCGGGGACGACGACGUCUUCGAGGACGGCUGCAGCAUCUGUCUCGAGUGUUUCACCUCCCAGGACCCCGCAACUGUUACCACUUGCAAUCAUGAGUAUCACCUUCAAUGCAUUCUUGAAUGGUCACAGAGAAGCAAAGAAUGCCCAAUCUGUUGGCAGUUACUUUCCUUAAAGGACCCUGGCAGCCAAGAGCUUCUCAGUGCUGUUGAGCAGGAAAGAAAGAGAAGGUCGAGGAGCAGAUCUACCACUUCACCAACCACUGUCAUCAGUUUCCAUGAGGAUUUUGGCAUCGGACAUGAUCUUUCCUCACAAGAUGUCUCAGAUAUUGAUGAGCGUGUUCUGCAGCAUUUAGCUGCUGCAGUGAGUAGGGCUCAUUAUUUACACAGAAGGGAGAGACAGAGACCCUCUGGACUUGGUUCUUCCGGAACCCGUGUUUCUAGCUCUCCGGACAAUUCACCCAGGAUGCGGCAUUCGCACCAGGAAAAUACAGAAGGGCAGGAAGGUUUCAUUGUUGAAUCUUCUAGUAGCGAUUUAACUUCUGGAACUCCCAUCUGUCUAAACAUUCGUCCUCAAUCCCCAAUGUCCCUGCCUAUUGCAAACAUGGCUCCCAGUGCUGCAGUCAACCGAGGAACUUUUGGUAGCAGAGUUCUUCAUAGCCAGAUACAAUUCAACAGUCAUCAGAGCCCACAGGAACCUAGUCCACCUGAAAUUUCCUCCUUCUCAGAGUCUUUAAAAUCUAAGUUCUCUUCUGCAACUGCCAGAUACAAGGAGUCAAUCUCAAAGGGCACUAGAGGUUUGAAGGAGAAGAUACUUGCACGCAACAGCUCAGUCAAGGAGCUGAGUAAGGGAGUUCAGCGUGAGAUGAGUGCUGGAAUUGCUGGUGUUGCCCGCAUUAUCGAGCGCUUAGACCUGACUCCUAAGCGAUCUGGAACCUCUGCGUCCGUCCCCGGUCAUGUCGCGGUAUCUUCGGAUUUCUCCACCAGGGAAAAGAGUUCUCUGGAGGAUCUUCUGAGUCAAUCUUUUAGAGAUGGUACAGAAAGAGUGCACAACGUAAGUCCAGAUGCGGAAUUACAUGACAUGGGUAAUAUCCCAGGUCGACUUGAAGUUAUUCCAACCCAGGAGAGACACUAACACUGCUGUAUCGUGGGUUGGCCUUGAGUUAUAUCGCGUUUUCUACUGUGGCUCAUCCGAAGGCAUGUGAAGCAAGUGACGUACUGUUGGAAAACCAGCUUCCUCAUUUGGUUUCUGCGUCCUGCAUCCACUGUUCAGCUGAAGGAAUUAUCAGCUGAUUGUUUUACAUAUGAAAACAUUCUUUCUAUAUACUUGAGGGUAUUGGAGAAGGAUCUUUGGAUAAUUCUCAUUUUACUUAUGUUUCUAUUCACAAAGUGGCUUGCACCUUCGGGAAUUCAAAGAAAUUUCCGUUUCCUCCCGUACAAUGUACUAUGGACAGGCCAAGUGCAGUAUAUCUAUCACUAUGGGGAUGAUACAGAAAUACUUCUCCAAGCCGUGGCAUCCCAUGCUUUUUUAUUGCACUGGUAAAAGCAUAACACUGGCGCGAGAGGAAAGAAAACGAAAUCCCGAUAUCGUUGUGCUAGAAAAGAGAGAAUUUUUCGAAGGCUUCCAAGGUUUAAGUCUUAUGGACUGCGAUUGGGUAACGACACAUGCAUAUGGGAGUUCAAAGAGACCUGGAAUAAGUAAAAGGUUGUUCUGAGUCCAGGACUGCCAGAUCUCUUUGUUUGGUCGUUUUUAUUUCUGAGAUUGUUGAUUAGCAUAUUGAUGCAUUUUGUUCUCUGUAAGUUCUUGAAUGCCUUAACGAUUUCCCACGGUGCCUCUUUUCA
Rhodamnia argentea is the source of this 2082-nucleotide messenger RNA. RefSeq names its product E3 ubiquitin-protein ligase RHF1A. The record is from RefSeq and is a predicted model, not a curated record. Gene Ontology annotation, molecular function: ubiquitin-protein transferase activity. NCBI's taxonomy places the organism in Eukaryota, Viridiplantae, Streptophyta, Magnoliopsida, Myrtales, Myrtaceae. Bases 140 to 1375 code for a protein of 411 amino acids. The transcript is spliced from 8 exons.